This is a messenger RNA of Hibiscus syriacus, 1036 nucleotides long. Its product is annotated as HVA22-like protein j. Lineage: Eukaryota; Viridiplantae; Streptophyta; Magnoliopsida; Malvales; Malvaceae. The transcript has 7 exons. The record is from RefSeq and is a predicted model, not a curated record. The coding region runs from base 26 to 1036 and encodes 336 amino acids.
AAAAAAAAUUAUUAAUCAAUAAAAAAUGUUGGGCGAUUUCCUGACCAGAUUGCUAGUGUUGGUUUUUGGAUAUGCAUAUCCAGCGUUUGAGUGCUUCAAGAAGGUGGAGAAGAACAGGGUUGAGAUUGAUGAACUCAGAUUCUGGUGCAAAUAUUGGAUCCUUGUGGCUUUUAUUACUGUUUUGGAGAGGAUAACCGACAUAUUCAUUUCAUGGUUGCCCAUGUAUGGAGAGAUGAAGCUUGGAUUUUUUAUCUACCUAUGGUAUCCUAAAACCAAGGGAACCGUUUUUGUGUACGACACCAUCUUUCGGCCUUUCAUGGCAGAACAUGAAACCGAAGUGGAUCGGAAGAUCAUGGAGCUGAGAGCUCGAGCAUGGGACGUUUUCACACAUUACUCGGCGAAUUGCUCGGAAAUGGGGUUGGCUAAAUUCUUUGAAAUGUUUCGGUACAUAGUAGGUCAAACUACCAAGUUCAGUCCUGCAAAACCUAGCAAUCCGAAAUCUAGAGAUCGGAGUCUUAACAACAUCCCAUCACCACCAUCUCCGAACGGAUUACGGAGUCCAUCGGCCAGGGCUUUUAACUCGGUACUGAGCCGUGUUAACUUUGUAGACUCACCAAGGCACGGUCAACCGGACAGUCCGUCGGCACACCAGUUCGACAACGACGACGACUCAAUUCCGUAUUCCCCAAUUUCGUCUACUAACUUCAAACCCUCAACGUUCUCGAGAAAAUCCGGGAGUUUUUGGAGAUCUAGGGUUACGUUUCCGCUCAUCAAGGCGACUCUUGAUGUCGGAAGCAACGCGAUUAGACCCGGAGGUGCGGUCGAGACUGAUAAGUUACCGUCGGGUGUGAGGAAACAAGCAACGGAGGCCGUUGACGCGUUUGGGGGGAGGGUUACUGUUGGAGAUGUUUCGAGUAAAGCUGGGCUUAACUUGAAUCAAGCUCAAAAGGCUCUUCAAGCGUUGGCUUCCGAUACUAAUGGUUUAGUUGGCCUUAAAAAUGUUAAUACCAAGAGCUCUUGCUGCUAUCAUUUUUAG